Lineus longissimus is the source of this 2147-nucleotide messenger RNA. RefSeq names its product GATOR1 complex protein NPRL2-like. The transcript has 12 exons. Lineage: Eukaryota; Metazoa; Nemertea; Pilidiophora; Heteronemertea; Lineidae. The record is from RefSeq and is a predicted model, not a curated record. Gene Ontology annotation, molecular function: GTPase activator activity. Gene Ontology annotation, biological process: positive regulation of autophagy; negative regulation of TORC1 signaling; cellular response to amino acid starvation. Bases 244 to 1395 code for a protein of 383 amino acids. Gene Ontology annotation, cellular component: GATOR1 complex; vacuolar membrane.
CACCCGCACUUCAGUGGCGCCGGUGUGAAUAAAUCUACUUGUGUGAAUGGUCAAUGGCUCAUGACGUCAUGAAAUAAUUGCGUCACGAGGAAGGAAACAAUGGGAAUCACGUCCGACGUGGUAACUGUGGGUGCGGUGCGUCGUGAAUGCAGGAUCGGCCAACGCGCGGCCCGUAUGGAAUGCAACAAACUGUACCGGAACCAGAAUUGUCAUGGCUGGAUUGAAGAAGCGUAAUUCAAGAAAAUGGGUAGUGAACGCAUCAAGUGCAUAUUCUUCAGCGAGUUUCACCCUAUUGCUGGUCCGAAGAUAACAUAUCAGGUGCCAGAUGACUACAUCAGCAAAGAGGAAUUCGAUACUGUCCAUGUUUAUAUCAUUACCAAACCAGAGCUACAGAACAGUAUCAUAACCAUAAAUGCCUUGGGGCACAAAAUAAUGGGCUACCCGGUGUGUAUUGAUAAUCCCAAAUAUGCAAGAAAUGCCUUGAUUUUCAACCUAUGUUUUGUAUUCGAUGCCACAUCCAAACCACAAAAAUAUGAACCGGUUGUAAAGAAAUUGGCUUCUUACCUAGUAUCUUUAGAGCGAGAAAAUGGUUUCCUGUCUGAUGAAAAAACCAAGGAGACACUUCCAUCUAAAUUAAAACAGAUUAUAACACAGCUAAACCAGUCGGGGACCUGUAGUGUGCCAGUCAAUGAUGCCAACCACAUCCAUCUCAAAGUUAUAAGGGACAGUAAAAUGCCACAAGAAGUGGAAAAACACAACGUUCCAAUCUUCAUGAUGGAUAAGAGCCUGAUUGUGGCCAGUGAUUGGGAUUUGACCACUCAGCAGAUUCUUCCAUUUAUAGAUGGUUUCAACCAUGUCGCCAGAAUAGCAGUAGAAGCCGACAUGGAUAUCAACAUUGUCAAACACUGUAUUAGGAAUUUAUUAUAUUUUGAUGUGGUUACCCUAAUAUCUGUUUUCCAGUAUUCCAACCAGUAUGCAGUCACGCCUGAUAUCCAGAGAUUGAUGGACGACAAAAGGUUACAGAAUGAAUGCAUCAAAUUUGUUGCAAGACCUGGUCGUAUUCUUCCUACUUUCCAUGAUGUGUUCAUGUUAUACUGUGGCCUGACACCAGGUACAACUGUCCGUGAUUUGUGUGCCCGAUAUAAUCCACAUUCAAUCAGAGUGGAUGAAAGGAAAUUAAUCCAGUUUGGGUUAAUGAAAGGCAUCGUCCGACGUUUGCAUAAAUAUCCCUUAAAAUUACCAAAUGAGAGUGGAGCAAGUCGACAUAAACAUCUCUAUCGUUGGUUCACUGGACGCCACUCCAUGGAUGAAAUAUGCUGCGAAACUGGUUUGAGCCAUCAAGAACUCGAUGAUCGAAUAGAAAGUGAUCCGAAUAUUGUGGUCUGUCUGAAGUGACCUGUGGUAAUGAACCGCUCAAGGCUUUUAAUGGAAAAAAGUGGACUAGUCGGAAUAAAUUCGUUAGUACAAAACUGAGAGAAAUUCACCUUGGCUAAUUUUUUGCCAUUAUUUGUCUGUCUCAUCAUCUGGUCUUGGAAAUGGAGCUCAUAAUUGCCACAGCCAAAUCGUAGUUGAAAAUAUCUGCCAAGGUCAAUGUCCCUCAGUUGUGCAAAAAGUGCAGUGAAAUCUUUCGGGAUAAUAAAAUCAUUAACACUGUAAGGAACUACAUGUAUGGACAACGGCUGACAGAAUGGAAUAUAAUCAAAAUUGUACAAUUCUCUGAACUAUUCUGGAUUGUGUGUACUGUUAUUGCACAGAGGGAUACCAAUCAGAAGUGUUCACUUGUGUGAUACUUGUAUCUCACUGUGAAUUGUUGAUAAUAUGGUGCUUGUUGUUGAACAAGUGAAAGGCCGUCUGCUCUCAUGUGAUAACAUGACAUUGUGGGACACUUAGAAUGGAACCUUUCACUUAAGAUACUUGUAAGAUUAUCUGUGCUAUUGUUAACAGACAUAAAACUUAAAGUUUCUCGAUGUUAUUACAUGUAUCUAUCUAUCAUCAAAGAAAUAGCAGUAAAGUAUCGCAUUUGAGGGAAAUGGCCAAAUCUACCUUUUGACCACUUGAAGGGAUCAUUACGAGCAUGCUGAUAAAAAUAAUUUAUAUUUUGUUGAAAAAUGUUGAAAAUGUUCAGUUCUGUUCUGAGUGGCGUGUGA